This is a messenger RNA of Schistosoma turkestanicum, 681 nucleotides long. NCBI's taxonomy places the organism in Eukaryota, Metazoa, Platyhelminthes, Trematoda, Strigeidida, Schistosomatidae. The record is from the annotation of a GenBank genome assembly.
AUGAAAAAUUUCUUGUUUUUCCUUGCCAUUACAGCGAUUUCCGGAGUUCUGGUUAAUUGUAAAUGUAUAUAUAGUUCAUCUGAUAAUGUGACAACAGAGACGGCAGAUCAACAAGCGAACGCUAAAGAAAUAAGUGGACAACAGCCGACAAAAACGGAAUUGACGAAUGAACAGAAAAUCUUGAAUGAAAAGAUUGCUGACAUUACAACCACAAAAGUCAUGAAAACUGAAGCGACUAUCCCUGAAGACCGAUCACUGAUAACUCAACUCGAAGUACCAGAUGACUUGUUAGAAUACAUCCACCUUAAUAAAUGCUUCAGGAAAGAACUCGAAGUACCAGAUGACUUGUUAGAAUACAUCCACCUUAAUAAAUGCUUCAGGAAAGAAACUGUAACAGAGAAUUCAACGCUUGUGAGCGGAAGUCAACAAACAAAAACGAAGGAAAUAACACUGCCACAGGCUAAAAAUACAGAGGAGAUGGCUGAAAAGAAAACAGUGACAAAAUUGACAAACGAGAAAAAGACCAGUGGAACAGAAUCAGGCAGUCAGCCUCCCAGAAAAGAGAAACAGAAAACUUUAUUGACUUUACAUGAAUGGCGUCAUUUCAAAGUUCAAUUCGCUUUAGUGAAAUGUACAUUUGUAUUUCGUAAUGAGUUAGCGUUUCCGCUGAAAGCACAAUAA